Microtus ochrogaster (prairie vole) is the source of this 975-nucleotide messenger RNA. Its product is annotated as olfactory receptor 10A5-like. The record is from RefSeq and is a predicted model, not a curated record. Gene Ontology annotation, molecular function: olfactory receptor activity; G protein-coupled receptor activity. Gene Ontology annotation, biological process: G protein-coupled receptor signaling pathway. NCBI's taxonomy places the organism in Eukaryota, Metazoa, Chordata, Mammalia, Rodentia, Cricetidae. Gene Ontology annotation, cellular component: membrane.
AUGUUAUAUUUCAUUUUACCCAUGGCUGCAGGAAACUGGUCAAGAAUAACUGAAUUUGUUCUCAUGAGCUUCUCUUCACUGCCUACUGAAAUACAGAUCAUUCUCUUCCUGGCAUUUCUAGCCAUCUACCUAAUCACUCUACUGGGAAACAGCCUCAUCAUUUUGGUGACACUGGCUGAUCCCAUGUUGCAAAGCCCAAUGUACUUCUUCCUCAGAAACCUGUCCUUCUUAGAGAUUGGCUUCAACCUGGUCAUUGUGCCUAAAAUGUUGGGAACCCUGAUUGCCCAGGACACAAGCAUCUCCUUCCUUGGCUGUGCCAUUCAGAUGUAUUUCUUCUUCUUGUUUGGAGUGGCUGAAUGCUUCCUCCUUGCCACCAUGGCCUAUGACCGCUAUGUAGCCAUCUGCAGUCCCUUGCAUUACCCAGUCAUCAUGAACCAAGAGACACUGGCCAAACUGGCUGCUGCCUCUUGGUUUCCAGGAUUCCCUGUAGCCACUGUGCAGACCACAUGGCUCUUCAGUUUUCCAUUCUGUGCCAACAACAAGGUGAACCACUUCUUUUGUGACAGCCCACCUGUGCUGAGGCUGGUCUGUGCAGAGACAGCAUGGUUUGAGGUCUAUGCCAUUGUAGGCACCAUUCUGGUCGUCAUGAUACCCUGCCUGCUGAUCCUAUGUUCCUACACUCGCAUUGCUGCUUCCAUCCUCAAGAUUCCAUCAGCUAAAGGGAAGCACAAAGCCUUCUCUACUUGCUCCUCACAUCUGCUUGUUGUCUCUCUUUUCUAUGUGUCUUUAAGCCUCACUUACUUUAGGCCUAAAUCAAAUAAUUCCCCUGAAAGCAAGAAGUUGCUGUCAUUGUCCUAUACUGUUGUGACUCCCAUGUUGAACCCUAUCAUCUAUAGCCUGAGGAAUAAUGAGGUGAAGAAUGCUCUCAGCAGGACCUUCAACAAGGCCCUGGGUCUCAGAAGCCACAUCACAUGA